AUUAGUGACGUCUGUUCUGCAAAAAAAGUUAGAGACGAAGAUAGGCGAGUACCAUGAUGGCGACCAUUUGCAGUAGUGGUGGCUGGAGUACUUUGCCAAGCAUUAUCAUCAUCGAAAUCCUUUCCCUGCUGCCGCUUAAAGAUCGUCUGAAUGCAUCGAGGGUCUGUAGAAGUUGGAGAGAUUGUUUGUUUCAUCCAUCGCUAUGGCGUCGUGUAGUGUUUAGAGUCAACAGCUGUGUCGACCAGAAUGAAUCGUGCCGUUUCUUAGUCAAUAAUUUUGGACGUUUUACUCGAAAUGUCGUGAUCGAGCUCAAUUCUUUAAACCCAAAAGACGUCAGGGAAUGUAAAGAUAUACUGGAUGUCCUUACGUAUAACAAGAAUUUGGAACGGUUGUCCAUGAAACCCAAUAGUUGCCGUUUAGAAUGGAUCGAAGAUGAUUUAGGUCAAGAAGACAAUUUGCUUGAUAUGUAUAUUACAUCAUUGGAACAGAUUAUCUGCAAUGCUCAUAGAUUGAAACAUAUGUCUUUGGGAUGUAUUGAAGAAUUGUUAAAUCAUUCUGAUUUGUUUUUGACACUUUUAAGCCAACAUCAAUUUAAAUCAUUACAAUCUCUACAUUUAGCAAGCAUCAAAGAAGACCCAGAACAUUAUGCAUUAUUGGAUUUACCCAUUAAUACAUUUGAAGUGUUUGGCAAUUUACAGUAUUUAAGUAUAGAUUAUGAUUAUGUUUCAGAUUGUCUGUUAUAUAAUUUAUCUAAAUCCCGUAACAAAUCUCUGCGUCAUUUAAACAUUCAUGUUCAUGGAAUUGAUACUGAACAUCCAGGAACAACAGAUAAUGCAUGGAAGCAGUUAAAGAAUCUCAGUCCACAGUUAGAAGUUACAAUGACUCUGUUACAUUCACAUGAUCCAUCAACAGUAUUACAAGACAUCUUUCAUCCUAGUAUGCCCCUAGCACAUUUUCGAGCAUUUUUCAGUUCAGGACUAGAUGCUGAAUUGUUAGAUGAUGUGGCUAUUUUAAAUUGUAAUACACUAAAAUCCAUAAGUCUAGUAGAAAGUCUAGGGGAAGAUAGUAUUCCUAUAGGACCGUUUCGACCAGAAGCCGAAGAUCCACUUGUCAUGUUGGCUUGGCGUUGUCAAAAUUUAACACAUCUGAGUGUUGUAGGAUAUUGUAUUUGUGAUGUUGACCUUAUUGGAAUUGCUCGUCUUCGUGGACCACAGUUAAAGGAGUUAAAUAUUCCAGCCUGUUGUAUUGCAGUUUAUGAUAUGGAAAACAAUAACACUGAAUAUUUACACAACACUUCAGAGAGAGUUUGCACAUGGUUGUUGAAUGAGAUGGCAUGCAGCCUGGGAAGACAAUGGACCCCUAUGUCAGCAGAAGAAAUUCCUCCACCUGUAGCCAACUAUACAAUGGAUGCAGAUGGAACCUACCUUAAUCAGCUUCUUCGAGAUCAGUGUGGUCCAGAUUUUAACAACUAAAUUACCUAAAAACUUUUUUGUGUAUUGUCCUUUAUUUUCAUCAUGAUAUGUAGUUGUAAUUUCCCUUUUAAACUGGACGUGGGCCAUCAUUUGGAGCCAUUGUUAUCAGUGUAUAUAUGUUGUAUAUGAUGUAUGUGAGAGUGUUGCAUUGUUACCAACUAGUCGUCAUCUCUCAGGGCAAUGCAGGCAGGCUGUAAGAAAAAUCUUUAAGCAAUUAUUUUAGUUAAAUAUCCAUACACUUUGUGUUUUAAUAAACAUUGUGUAUUUGAUAUUUAAGAUCUGCCAAAGUGAGUACAUACAUAAAAAAAACGUAGCCUGCAUUUUUGUACAGGUUUAGUAUGCAUGCUUUGACAUCGUGUACAAAGAGUUCCAUCCUGUUUGGAGGAGGGGAUAUUAAGAUUUUUUACAGGACAUUCCAUGGGUAUCUUAUAUCUUGUCUGUUAUAGUGCAUUGAUACCUGCACAUUUUAAUAUUGUUAUCUUUGCUCAGGGAGUACUGGGCCUCUACUGAUGAACUAUUUUUAGACACCCUCAAUUUGGUGGUCUUUUGAGGGCCAGAAUGUUAAUUCUCCUCUUUCUCCUCCUCCCAUUUUCCAUGCAGGGAGUGAGCACACUAAGAAUAACAUUAAUGGUGCUGAUUAUAUAUUUCAAAAUACAUCCCUGUACAUCGCACAUUCAGAUCAUGUUGUCCUGCUGCUUGUAAAACUGGAGGCUACAAGAGUGAGAUGUUAGCCUAUAAUAAGAUCUAUAUAAAUAUAUUAUAUAUAUAUUAUAUAAAAUAUAUAUAAAUAUACACAUGUAUACAUAUAGUAUUUUCAGCACAAUUUUCUUGCCCUGAUUGUUGAUUGUGAUAUUUUGACUUAGAAAUGUAUUUGCAUUAUGUAUAUUAGCAGCUUGUUUUUGCAGUGUUGGCCUCUGGAAGAUCUGUAUAAUUUUUAAGAGGUUAAAAAGAGGUCAGUGCAGGUGCCAGUUACACUUUUGUCAGCUUGAAUUAUAUUAUCAGGAAAACAUGCUCAGAACUAAGAUUAUAAAAUCCAAAAAUAAACAUUCAUUAUGGCAUGUCCAUUAUGGUAGUUUUUAAAUCAUCCAUACCAGUUUAGUGGGAAUGCAUAGCUCAUAAUAUCUGUGAUAGCUGAGUGCAUGUUACAGGCUGACAAAAAGCACAAAAAAUGUAGACCUCUUGUGAAAGUCAUUUGCUAUUUUGUUAUAUUUUGAGAAUAUUUUUUUUUAGGUUAACUUUAUACAUCCUGAUAAAACUAAAGACACAACAGAUUUACAACUGUGUCAUCUUAAUUCUAAAGCUGAAAAUGCAGUGGCUCCUACUGCAGAUUUCAGGGAUAUUACUGCUGCUAUGCAGCAUGAUGUUUGUAUAGGUAUGUUCUUAUGGAUAUUUCAUUGCCUAGAUGUGUAUUCCAAUUAUCCACUUCAUUUGUUGAUAGUAUUAUACAAAGGAGGAAAAAUUUCUAGUGAGGUGGAUAGAAGUUAUUAUAAUUUUUUAAUUAAUCAAAAAGAUUUUAAUAACAGAUUAAUCUUGACAUAACUUGCCUUUGGUGCUGUUAAACAAUUUCAAAGGCCACUUCAAAAUGAAAACAAACAAUACAAUUACAAAUAAUAAAAACUGGAAGAAAUAUAUAUAUAUUCAGUCAUUCCAGUUGUGUUGUGCCAACAAAAAAAAACACACACACACACACACAUUAUUAAUAAAGCAAAAUACAAUUUUUGAGGUGUUUACUCAUAACAAAUAUUCCUAUAUAUAUAUAUAAAAAUAUAUAUAUAAAUAUACAUAACUUUUUAUUUCUCCUAUGAUGAUAACUUUGUAAAAGCAACAACAAAAUUCUCAAAUGGCAUCCCAGCAAGAUUAUUCUUGAUGGAUGAUACUGAUGCCAUUAUCUUAUAAAAAAAAUAAUAUUCAAAAUGCAUUAGAUCCACUGGAACGUCUGUACAUUCCAUCCAUUUGCAGAUUGGGGUUGAUCAAACACUUGUGUUUGGAUCAUUAUGUAGAUGCAUAUGUGACAGCAUGUAAUGUAUCUAGUAUGUUAUCUGCUUGCAAAACAGUUCUUUUAUUAUUUGUUCCACAUUAGUAAGGUCUUCCUGUGGCAGCAUUGUUGAAGUAAAUAAUGAAAUUCAUUGUAUUGGGAUACAGGUAACCUUAUUAACGUGUGAUAAAUGUGAAUAAUAAUAAUAAUAAAGUCUGUCUAUUGUGUUGCACAUUUGUUCAUCUAUUAUAGAUUUAAAAUUUAGCUAUUACACGAAUAAAUAUUUAUAUAUAAUAAUACAUAGAUUUCUUUUUAAAAGUCAAAAUAAGUACUGUUUUUCUAAAUAUCUUUUUUGUGAAAUUUCUCUUUCAUUAUAUCAGCUGUCUCCCCUAUGUUGUUCAAUAUUAAAAUUUAGGUAGCAUUAUAUAUAUGUAUAUAGGUAUAUGUAUAUUGUAUAAACAUAUAUCUAUAUACAAAAUAUUAAAAUAUAAAAAGUGAUUACUAGUUAAGUUCCAUGCUGAAACAGAUUUAUUUUGAAUUAUGUUCAUUUUUUGUAAAGAACAAAUAUUUAUUCAUUCCAUUAUAAGCUUUUGUUUAAAUUUUUCUAAAAUAUAUAUAUUUUAUAAUAAUCUCAUUAUGUAAAAAUUUUAUGUGAAUGACAGUUUAUCUGAAAAAGAAUAAAGGAGUAAAUUAAAAAUAAAUUUAAAAACUUAAGUGUCAAAUUCAUAUGUAAUUUAAAAUAGACUAUUUACAUUAAAUUUAUAUUUAUUAUUUAAAUGGCUGGAAUGUUGCAUUUAAGAUGUAAAAUUUCGUGUCUGAUAAAUUUAGUGGAAAAUCUGAUCAACUAUUUUAUUUUAUAUAAAAACUGGCCAUUUCAAAAAGUCAUUGCUGGACUUCAUUGUUAGAUUUAAAAUAGCUUAUUGAAAAUAUAUAAAAAUGUGUGAUCCUAAACACUAUCUCAUCAGUUGAAUUUCAUUUUGUCUGGUGAGUGUUCACUUCUAAGCAAAAAGUAAUUUUUCUUUAUAUGAAUAAAGAACCAUCAUCUGAUGAAUUAUUCAUUUUACAUUUGAGUAAUUAAUUUGAGAUUAAAAAUUGUUUUAGAUUUAUAUUUGAAUAUAAAUUUAUAGUGAAUGCAAAUAAAUUAUUAUUUAAUAGAAGACUCCUCAUAUAGUAUUUUUAUUUUAAUAUGAAAAUUUUCUAAUAUUGUAUUACAUUAUACAAAUGCUUGAAUAACAAAAGUUAGUUUUAAUUGGAAUUGUUUUUGAUUGUUUAGCAAAUGUGUGUGUGAAUAUUACAAAUAUCAUUCACUAAUGAUUUAUAUUCAGUAUGAAUCAUACUUAUGAAAAAUGUUUUUUUUGUAGUAUCAGAAUAUUGAAUUAUAUAAUUAAAAAUAUAAACUUAG
Messenger RNA from Centruroides sculpturatus (bark scorpion), 4849 nucleotides. Its product is annotated as F-box only protein 33-like. The transcript has 3 exons. Gene Ontology annotation, molecular function: protein binding. The record is from RefSeq and is a predicted model, not a curated record. Lineage: Eukaryota; Metazoa; Arthropoda; Arachnida; Scorpiones; Buthidae. Gene Ontology annotation, cellular component: SCF ubiquitin ligase complex. Gene Ontology annotation, biological process: SCF-dependent proteasomal ubiquitin-dependent protein catabolic process; positive regulation of protein ubiquitination. The coding region runs from base 54 to 1472 and encodes 472 amino acids.